AUGCGUUCUAACCAGUUAUCGCAGUGGCUGGGGAUGCUGGGCCCUAUCCUAAGAGCCGAAGUCGGUGACACACUCAGAGUCGUGUUUAAAAACAUGGCAUCGCAUAAUUACUCAAUCCACCCUCACGGGCUCCGUUACACAAAGCCCAAUGAAGGUUUGUACGGCCCGGAGCAGGUCUUUGGAGGGAACUCCGUGCCUCCAGGAGACACCUGGACUUACACAUGGGAAGUCCCAGAGCGCGCGGGGCCGGGGCCUAUGGAUCCCCCGUCUUUAGCAUGGACCUAUCAUUCAGAUGUCUCGGGUGCCCAGGACAUAUACAGCGGCUUGGUUGGGGCACUCAUUGUUUAUCGGCCUGGGGAACUUAGGAAGCACACACUGGACGUUCCAGCGCCAAAAAACUCUAACCUCACCGAAGAAGUUCUCACUCUCUUCAUGAUAGUCGACGAGAACAGAUCAUUCUAUAUCGAUCAGAAUACUCUAAGUCGGACAAACAUCACCGCCGGUGAGCUGCAGGUCAACCGUUUCGAUCCAGGUUUCCAGGAAAGCAAUCUGAAGCACAGCAUCAAUGGGCGCCUUUUCGGUAACCUAGAGGGACUGAAUCUUACAGUUGGCCGUCAGGCCCGCUGGCACGUCCAAUCUUUGGGAAGUGUUGCUAACGCGCAUACGCCUCACUGGCAUGGCAACACCCUUUUGUGGGCCGGCCAGAGACUUGAUGUAGUAGGUGCACCCCUCCUCCCCCGCUGCGGUGCCACCACCACUAAUCAGCGUCCGUCUCUGCAGGUUUCUGUCCUCCCGGCGCAGACGAAGUCCCUCACUAUGACCGUGGAUAACCCAGGCGAAUGGGUGCACCAUUGCCAGGUAGUAAAUCAUCGAGCGAAGGGGAUGAUUACAAAAUAUCGUGCCCAGGAAUAA
Molecule: messenger RNA, 912 nt
Organism: Penicillium brevicompactum
Lineage: Eukaryota; Fungi; Ascomycota; Eurotiomycetes; Eurotiales; Aspergillaceae
Exons: 3
Coding region: 1-912 (303 amino acids)
Molecular function (GO): copper ion binding; oxidoreductase activity
Source: RefSeq, a predicted model, not a curated record